Symbiodinium sp. CCMP2456 is the source of this 195-nucleotide messenger RNA. The record is from the annotation of a GenBank genome assembly. Lineage: Eukaryota; Dinophyceae; Suessiales; Symbiodiniaceae.
GUCCAGGCGGCUGUGGCAUCCAGCGAGAAGCAGUGGCAGGUGCCUGCACCCCAGACAUCACCCGGUCUGGAUGCUCAGCUCGUGCGUCGACUGGAAGAAAUUCUGGGCGGAAUCUCGGACGAGGUUCAGGAAGCAGUGGCCUCCAGUGAGAAGAAGUGCCAGGGCUGGAGCCGCGAAGUCCUCUGCGAGCUGGAG